Diaporthe batatas is the source of this 1545-nucleotide messenger RNA. RefSeq lists its product as uncharacterized. The record is from RefSeq and is a predicted model, not a curated record. Lineage: Eukaryota; Fungi; Ascomycota; Sordariomycetes; Diaporthales; Diaporthaceae. Bases 1 to 1545 code for a protein of 514 amino acids. The transcript has a single exon.
AUGAUUGUCGGCGAGCUCUCACAAAACGAGCUCCAGUCUUACCUCGAUAUUCAAAACAGAGAUCGGUGCGAGGCUAUUGGAAGAAUCCACCAGAACAUAAGAAGUCUCUGCCUGACAUCAAAGCGAGUUGAGUCUAUCGCAAGGCCUCUCCUAUUUCGAACUAUCACGGUCUCUUCGCCUAAACAGCUGCUGCUGCUGUAUUCAGCACUGCUGGAGAAGACGCAGCUCGGCUUUUACAUCAGAGAGAUCAGUCUCGAGAUUCUUCCCAAAAGUAUCAACCCGAAGGACUUCCUGCCUCUGCCCUCCGGAGCCUUGACCCUCCUCACCACGCCCUGGGAGAGUCCAGGCCGCGAACUGGACACUGAGGAUCAUGAGUACCCGGCUUACUAUUGCGAUCAAAUUCUCUCCUUGGCCUUGUACUCGAUACUUCGAAGAGCACCAGAUACUCAGAAACUGGUCCUCAGAAUCCAGCAAGUCUCGUUCCGCUACCCCGAGGACCGCGAAAAGGACCUCACCUUCGCGUACGAGCCUUUCUUCAGAAGGGUUCAGUUUGCACGUGCCAGAGCUGAGUUCCUCCCGCGUCUGAAGACUUUGCAGCUCCUUGGAGAUCCAGAGCUCCCAGGCAAGAUGGUCAUAUACGACAUCUGCGCACCUCUGUUCCAGAGCAGCACCUUGGAGAACAUCGCCGUGUCUCAGGUGCUGGGCCUCUUGGACGACUCGGGGUGUGAGGUCUCGUCCGCUUCUGACAAAGCUCUCGGGACUAUCAAGACCGCCGAACUACGAGAUUGUCUUUGUGGGGAUCGGGAACUGCGGGGGUUUGGAAGUGUAUUUCCCAACCUCGAGUCUUUCAAGUUAUCACUCAUGAUGGACGACUUUUGCAACUCUAGCGACGCGAAUGGCGCGCGCGGCGAGAAUCGCUUCGAGGACCUCGAGGGGUCUCUGAGGAAGAUGAAAAGUCUUCAUACCCUGAAUCUCGAGUUCUCGCACACUUUCAAGGCCAUCGAUAUGUCGAAGUUGCCCGCAGAGGGCCUGAGUCUUGCAUCGCUAGUCAAUCUGGCGAUUCUGAGAAUCCCUCUCAUGAUCUUGGCGGGUGGAGACGACACAACCAGCUGGAGCAUCGGAAGUCGCCUCGCCCGGAACCUGCCGCGAUACUUGAAGCACCUGACCGUGUCUAUCGAGGUCAGCAGCCUCACGCACUGGUAUGGGGACGGCGCCACGGAUGUGUCCAGCGCAACCAGCACGCAGAUCUCGACUAUCCUUGGCUUCAUAGAGGCGCUGUCCAGCCUUGGGACAGAGGUAUUCCCGCACCUGAAAGAGGUAGUAUGUUGCUACACGAUGAAGGGUUACCGGCGCCGGCAAGAAAUCGAGAUCGCCGAGGCCACCAGCACGGACUUGGAGGAAGCGGAUCUCUUUGGACUUGAUGAAGACAGCUCCCAACGCCUAGAGAAACUCCGGAGAUCAGUUCGGCGUUCACAAAUACGUUUCAGUGUAGCAUAUGAGGAGCUCUACGGCAAUAUCGAGAGCCGGGAUGGAGGUUGGGCGUGA